Diaporthe amygdali is the source of this 1200-nucleotide messenger RNA. RefSeq lists its product as uncharacterized. The transcript has 2 exons. Bases 1 to 1200 code for a protein of 399 amino acids. The record is from RefSeq and is a predicted model, not a curated record. NCBI's taxonomy places the organism in Eukaryota, Fungi, Ascomycota, Sordariomycetes, Diaporthales, Diaporthaceae. Gene Ontology annotation, biological process: alcohol metabolic process. Gene Ontology annotation, molecular function: zinc ion binding; alcohol dehydrogenase (NADP+) activity.
AUGUCGGCUACCACGCAAAUCUCCUCCGACAUCCAUUCGGCCGCAGGCGCCAGCCUCACGCUGACAGGCGCUGGCGAUGUAAAACCAAUGAAGCCCCUGACCAGGGACGAGGCCAUAGGCUUCGAGGCCGACUCACCCGAAACAUGGACCGAGAUGCACAAGCGCGUACACAAGCUCAAGCCUCAGGGCGACUACGAUGUCGACAUGCAGAUCCUCGCCUGCGGCGUGUGCGGCAGCGACGUACAUACUCUCUGCGGCGGCUGGGGCGAUCAGCACUACCCUCUCUGUGUCGGCCAUGAGAUCAUCGGCCUCGUCACCCGAGUCGGCCCAAAAGUAACCCUCCACAAGCCCGGCGACCGCGUCGGCGUGGGCGCAUCCUCAUGGGCAUGCCUCGAGUGCCGCAAUUGCAAGAAGGACAACGAGCAGUACUGCGCGCACCAGCUGGACACGUACGGCGCCAAGUGGCCCGACACGGGCUACGUGACCAAGGGCGGCUACUCGUCGCACAUCCGCAUCCACGAGCACUACUGCUUCCCCGUCCCCGCGAACCUGCCCACCAACGUCGCGGCGCCCAUGAUGUGCGCGGGCCUGACCGUGUACUCGCCGCUGAAGCGCAACGGCUGCGGGCCCGGCCGCAAGGUCGGCAUCGUGGGCGUCGGCGGCCUGGGCCACCUGGCCGUCAUGUUCGCCAAGGCGAUGGGCGCCGACGAGGUCUGGGCCUUCAUGCUGGACCACAGCCUGGACGAGGACGCACGCCAGCUGGGCGCCACGGGUGUGAUUGUCAUGUCGGAUCCGGGGGUUCAGGAGGAGCACCGCCACACCUUCGACCUGAUCCUCAACAGCGCCAGCUCCAGCGUCAACUGCGCGCCCUUCCUGCCGCUGCUGGACGUUCACGGUCGCUGGAUCAGUGUCAGCAUGCCGGCCAAGAACGACAAGGGAACCGAGGUGUCGACGUGGACGCAGAUCGAGAACGGGUGCCUGAUUGGCGCGUCGCACCUCGGCUCGCGCAAGGAGGCGCUCGAGAUGCUGCAGAUUGCGGCUGACAAGGGCGUCCGGACGUGGAUCGAGGAGAUUGACAUCAGCAAGGACGGGCUGAAGACGGCGUUGGAGAGGUGUCGCAAGAGUGAUGUGAGGUAUCGCUUUGUUUUGACGGGCUUUGACAAGGAGUUUGGUGAGGACAUUAAGGAUCGCGAGACUUGA